AUGUUCGGCUUCGGUAAGAAGUCUAAAGUCCCGGAAAAGGAAUGGAUAGUCGACAGUGACAGACCCAUUUCGACUAAACCUUUUGAGGUGCCAUCGGACUCCAUCCAGAAGCCCAGCUUGCAAGAUGCAGAAACCGAAGACCAGAGAACAAAAUAUAGCACAGUGCUGAAGCACUUUCAAUCCACAGAAAAGUAUCCCGUGCUUGAAAAAAAUUGCAAUACUAGUGAUUAUGUGGAACUAAAUGACUUUGAAAAAGCUUGGCUGAGUAAGGAAUGUAUUUUGAGGUACCUUCGCGCCUGCGAUUGGAAUGUGGACGAAACGAUCAAACGAUUGACGAAUUCAAUUGCAUGGAGACGUGAAUUUGGAAUUGCGGGAGGAGAUUUUGAAAAGGUCACGGAAGAUGUAGUGAAGGAGGAAAACGAAACCGGAAAACAUCUAGUUUACGGUUUUGACACUGAGGGUAGACCUUGCUUAAUACUCUUGAGUGGCCGACAAAAUACUAAAACUUCUUUCAGACAAAUUCAGCAUCUGAUAUACAUGUUGGAGACUAGCAUUGAUUUCAUGCCUCAAGGACAAGACAAACUAGCGCUCUGUGUGGACUUCAAGAAAUACCCGGAGGCUUCACUAGUGGAGCCAAAAGUACCAGCAGUUUCUGUGGGGAAGCAGGUUCUGCAUAUUCUACAGUAUCACUAUCCGGAAAGACUGGGUAGAGCUCUAUUCAUUAAUAUCCCUCUCAUUGUUUGGGGGUUUUUAAAACUAUGCUGGCCAUUUGUGGAUAGCUUUACCAAACAAAAAUGCAAGUUUGACGAGCCAUUUAGAGAAUUUAUUCCACCGGAACAGCUGGCUGUGAAUUAUGGUGGAGAUGUUAAUUUCGAGUAUGUUCAUGAUGAAUACUGGCCAGCAAUGGUGGAACUUCGCAAAAAAAAACGAGAAGUUUACAUUGAGAACUACCAUAGACUGGGAGGGGGGAUUGGCCUCAGUGAGACGGACCUGAGACAGGGUUUGUGA
Messenger RNA from Ogataea parapolymorpha DL-1, 1008 nucleotides. Its product is annotated as Phosphatidylinositol transfer protein PDR16. The transcript has a single exon. Gene Ontology annotation, molecular function: phosphatidylinositol transfer activity. Lineage: Eukaryota; Fungi; Ascomycota; Pichiomycetes; Pichiales; Pichiaceae. The record is from RefSeq and is a predicted model, not a curated record. The coding region runs from base 1 to 1008 and encodes 335 amino acids.